AUGCGCUGGGCCACCGUCGUGCUCGUCGCUGCGCUCUGCGGGGCCUCCCUGGGCCAGUACAACGAGGAGGAGGACCUGGCGUGGUUGCAGUACUACAUGCGGCAGUCCCGAAUGUCCUCCUACAACUACAUGCCCUACUACGAGGAUGAGAACAGCCCGUACGUUUACUCAUACCUCCCGGCUCCCGACACAGAGGCAGAGCCCGGCCCUGAGCCUCAGCAGGCCCCUUCCUGGCAGUGUCCCCAGGAGUGUGACUGUCCCCCCAACUUCUCCUCGGCCAUGUACUGCGACACCCGCAACCUGAGGUACCUGCCCUUCGUGCCCACCCGCAUGAAGUACGUCUACUUCCAGAACAACCAGAUCACCGCCAUCCAGGAGGGGGCCUUCGACAACGCCACGGAGCUCGAGUGGCUGGCGCUGCACAACAACCAGAUCACCAGCGAGAAGAUGGGCAAGAGGGUCUUUGCCAAGCUCAGAAACCUGGAGAGGCUGUACAUGAACAACAACAACCUGACCAAGAUGCCCAGCCCCCUGCCCCGCUCCCUGAGAGAGCUCCAUUUGUCCUACAACCAGAUCUCCAAGGUCCCCUCCAAUGCUCUGGAGGGCCUGGAGAACCUCACGGCCCUGUACCUCAGCCACAACUACAUUUUUGAGAUGGGAGCUUCUCUCAAAGGGCUCAAGUCCUUGAUCCUGGCUGAUCUGAGCUACAACCACCUCAGGAAAGUCCCUGACGGGCUCCCAAUGGCCCUGGAACAGCUCUACCUAGAGUACAACCACAUCAACGCCAUCCCCGAUGACUAUUUCAAGGUUUCUCCCAAGCUGCUCUAUGUACGGAUGUCCCACAACAGCCUGACGAACCAAGGUCUCUCCACCAACACAUUCAACAGCAGCAGCAUCCUGGAGCUGGACCUCUCGUACAACAGGCUCCAGAAGAUCCCCCGGGUCAGCACCCACCUGGAGAACCUCUACCUCCAGGGGAACCAAAUCAACGAGUUCUCCAUCAGCAGCUUCUGCACCGUGGUGGAUGUCAUGAACUACUCCCGGCUCCAGGUCCUGCGGCUCGACGGGAACGAGAUCAAGCGCAACGCGGUGCCCCCCGACGCCCCGCUGUGCCUGCGGCGUGCCACCAUCAUCGAGAUCUAG
This is a messenger RNA of Cygnus atratus (black swan), 1143 nucleotides long. It is a transcript of the gene FMOD, whose product is annotated as fibromodulin. The record is from RefSeq and is a predicted model, not a curated record. The coding region runs from base 1 to 1143 and encodes 380 amino acids. Lineage: Eukaryota; Metazoa; Chordata; Aves; Anseriformes; Anatidae. Gene Ontology annotation, molecular function: protein binding. The transcript is spliced from 2 exons.